Messenger RNA from Scaptodrosophila lebanonensis, 4471 nucleotides. RefSeq lists its product as uncharacterized. Bases 1 to 4236 code for a protein of 1411 amino acids. The transcript is spliced from 14 exons. The record is from RefSeq and is a predicted model, not a curated record. NCBI's taxonomy places the organism in Eukaryota, Metazoa, Arthropoda, Insecta, Diptera, Drosophilidae.
AUGUACGAGUAUUUGUACUUUCAUUUUCUCCGCACAGAGGCGCGAGCGAUUUUAGCAGUUAAUCCGAAUUGCAAAUACAAAUACUUCCUGCAAAUCGAUUUGAAGGGACGAGUUCGCUGGCGUGCUCCUGGCCUGGACUGGCCCCUUAUGCUUAGACACGCGCUCCGAUGCAUUGAAGUUUUCACGCCCGAACGUGAUGGCAGUGCUUGCAUUUGCCAGCCUCUGCCAUCACUCGCACUGACCGUGGAUAACCAGCUCGUCUCGGCCCGCAAUGACUGUUUCGAACGUAUUGCGCUGGAGGCAAUGCUGCCAUUCGAGAAGACCUUCCGGACCGAAGACACCAACUCGCUGAAGAUGUGCAAGGAAAAGUGUCUGCAGGCGGGCGAGAAGUGUCAGGCGAUCUCGUUCGGUGUGCAUCGACGCGGAAACGGCACAUGUCAGUUGUCGUCGGAGCAGUAUGGGACGAGCGGAGGGCGGCCUGCAGGGGUUAUUUUCGAUCCCGACUUUGAUUUGUAUACGCGCAAAACAAAUUGCUUUGAUUUGAGCGACAAUUCGAUUCCCAUGCCCGGUGGACCAAGUCCCAUCAGCACAGGUGGUUAUGGUGGUUCCGCUCCCACACCACCCGUGCAUUUGCCCAACCGUCCUGUCGACGUUGGCAGCACGCCGCUGCUGGUGGUGAAUCCAUCGCCACCCACCACUGAUGAGCGACCUCUGGAGGGCCCGGGACCCUUACCAGGCCCCACACUGCCACCACAGCCCGGCGUUGGCGAUCGCCUGUACUUCACCCACGAUCUCUAUCCCCUCUAUAAACAUCCGAUGCUCUACGAGCACAACUAUCCGGCGCCCAAUGACGAUCUUUACAUUCCGGGUGGCUAUGCGGCCAAUGUACCCGUAGUCGAGGAUCGCUAUCGACCUCCGUAUGCCAUUGACGAAGACAGCGUGCGGCCCACGCCGCAGGGACCACCACGUCCAAUCUUUGGCCUGGGUUAUGGCAAUGGCUAUAGUUACGGCACUCCCGAGCGCUACAUGCCCACCACUAUGCGACCGGGUCCCUCUUCGGAGGAGCGACCCAGUUAUGCGCCUCGUCCAGGAAAUUACCCCAAUGAUCGCCCCACCUACCAACCGGGAACGCGACCUUACGAGAGCUCAACGCCGCCCGCAUACGGACCCCGCCCCAGCUUUGACGGACAUCGCGAGCCCAGGCCCGAUUACACAAACCGUCCAGAUCCUCCACAUGAUGGGUUCGGAAUGAGCUCUUCGAUACGACCACCUCCCUAUGCAGGCGGUAAUUCGCAUAGAGAUGAUUAUGUGCGCCGUAAUGGCACUAUAAUGCGACCAGAUGGCUACGACGAUGACAAGACCAUUGCCACUUACUUCAACCCGGAGGAUUACAUGCAAGGUGGCAAUAAAAAGAGGCCCAUGCCCGGUGAUAGAGAUAGAGAUCGGGAUCGCUAUCCCAUGGACCAAGGAAUGAGUGCCUGCUUCCGACGAGUGCUAGCCGGCAAGCGUAUAGCUCCCCAUUUCGUGCGUCGUACGAUUUCCUGCGAACGCGUGGAGGAGUGCAUGCGGGAGUGUGGCCAUGAAAAGCGCUUCAUGUGCGAGGGCUUCAACUACCGACUCGAUCCUUCCGGACAUGGACAGGGCGAUUGUGAGCUGAUCGAGAUACCGUUGUCUCAAAUGGAUCUCUAUUCAAGUCCUAAUCGGCGCGAUUCGAAUCUGCUGCGACAUCCGGACUAUGAUUAUUAUGAACGUGAUCGCAAUGCUCCUUCCAGUUGCCGGCGCAAUUUGUGCCAGGAUUGUUCCAAAGGACCGCUAACGAGCAACCCCAUAUACUUCAAGCCGAGCAGUAGCGGCUGGUCUGAUAAGAAUUAUGGGCCAAGCAGUAGUGGCUAUGGUGGAGAUGUGGGGCCCAGCAGCAGUGGCCACUACAGACCCAGCAGCACAGCUGUUGAUCAUUAUCGAGGACCUUCGGGACCGCCACAACAUCCAAGCUCUUAUGAACAUAGGCCCUAUUCAUCGGAAUAUCAUCACUCAUCCUCCUCGUCUGGUUCGUACGAGUUCUCCUCCCACGGCUCCAGUUACUUCGACCACACACCUCCAAGUAGUUAUGGUGAUCAUUCUGGUGGACGUCCCGAUUAUAUUGAUCGGCACGAUUAUGGACGUCCUCGGCCAGAACCACUUCCUUAUCGACCUGCCAGACCGGAUCGCUGGGAGACUCUGCCCAGCAGCUCGGGCUACGAUAGUUCUGCAUACAGACCUCCACGGCCUGAAACUGAUCGCAUCGACAAGUACAGACCAUCCUAUCGGCCAGGACCAGAUUAUACGCCGUAUCGCCCACACGAGCCUAGUAGACCAGGGCCAGGACCAGGACCAGGCCCAGCUCCUGGACACAACUAUCUGGACCGGGAUGGUCCCAGUGGAAGUUCCUACAAGAAACCAAACAAAUUCGUGCCUUACCUAAUUGGUGCUGAGGAGAACUGGGGCAACUAUGGCGGCAGCUACGGUGGCAGUAACAACAAGCAUACCUCAUACUGGGGCCUUAGUGAUUCACAGAGACGCAAGGAUCAGCACGAUUUCAAUUACUCUCAAUUGGGCUUACCACACCGCGACCCACCACGUGAAUCGAACUCUGUGAUAAGUUACCCCGGAUCGAGUUAUGGACACUAUGGUGGGGACGAUGAAGGUAGACGAAGAAACGACUACAGACAACAAUGGACUAGACGUCCGGGUCCGGAUGAAUGCUCGGCCAAAACCAGUGAAGGAUUCCGCCUCCACAAGACCGCCGUCAAGCAUGCAUCUACAGUGCCAACGCUGACCGAGUGCGAGCGUCUCUGCUCCGACCAGAACGGUUUCAUAUGCCACACCUACAGCUACCGCUAUAACCAGGCAGGUCGCGAUAACUGUAUGCUGUGCGACAGACCCGUCAACAUGCUGGAUUACUAUGUGGAUAUUGAGCCUGAUCGAGACUACGACAUCUACUCGAUGGCUGACGAUAUGGCUGUGUGUCGACAGCCAGGACGAAGUGACGGUCCUAGCACGGCACUCGCCAGUCCGCAGAAUGCACAGUGCUUUUUCCGCGCCAUUGAUGCCACACGCUUCUUCAAGUCGAUUGUGCGGGACUCGCUUACAGUGCGCUCCGUGGGAGAGUGUGAAAUGGAGUGCAUCAGGUCGACCAAGUUCAGCUGCCGUGCCUUCGCCUUCCGCUACGGACAACAGCGACAUGCGGGCGUUAUUGACAAUUGCCAGUUGAGUGAUUGGCCCGUUAGGGAUAUGGAUAAAGAACGGCAUCUCAUACGGGACGCCGCAUUUGAUAUCUUUGAGCGGGCUAGCUAUGGCCAUGGCUGUGAGAUACAACCCAUUGUCGAUGAGAAGCACAAGAAACUGUGUUAUCUGGGCUAUGGCUCGCCGGCGAAACUGCUGUCGCCAGCCAUCAAAAAAGUAAUAUCUGUGCCCUCGGAAAUGGCCUGCAAAAAGGAGUGCAUACGCUUUAGAGAAACCACGGCUUUCAAGUGUUACGCCUUCAGCUACGGCUCGCGGGUCAGCAACUUCAACUGCGAACUCUCUGACCUCGAUCAGAGCGAGCUCAAGCUCGAUGUGCACUACACCCAUACGAAAGAUCGCGACUUCUGGCUGUUCGCUUGGAAUCCUUUCGAUUGGACGUGUCGCGACAAAGUGAACACAAUCGGUGGCUCACGUGUGAACAACGAUCGACGCAUGGAUAUAUUUCGGGAACCGGGGGACGUAGCCUGGCGACAUUAUACAGUUUCUGGCAAGCCAUGUCGUCGUAGCAGUCCCUGCGAGAAGAAUCUGAUCACUGGUUUCUAUUCCUGUGAGACGGAUGGUGCUGAAAUUGGUUCCUGGGACUAUUGCUGCAAAGUGGAGCACCCUUGUGGUUACAGUCGGGGCUUCGACUACCCGUGGUGCUUUGUUGGUGAUGAGCCCGACCAGUGGCGGAAGUGUAGCGAUCGCUACUAUCCCGGCAGCAACAGCACUCACACCACUCAUAAUAGCAUAGCACUGGCUUCGAACAAGGACAAGAAGAAACACCAUCCAAAUCAACCAGCAACAGCUGCAUCCAGUGAAUACAAUCAGCAUCCACCUCGCCCCGGUGGGCUGCAAAGCCUGAGCGAUUUCGCUGCGGCUCGCCUGUGGCCUGUCACAUAUCUAUAUAGCGAAGGUCCACCCAACGCUACGGAGUUUAGCAACUUCGUCGACUGCAAUAAGGAGUCGUGCUAGCACUACGUACUUAGUAGUCGGUUAAGCAAAUCAGAUUUUCCAAUAGAUUGUAAGGCCCCUCCCCCAUAGGAACAGCCCACUAGAUGUACGUAACAAUGGCGAAAAAUGUUCUCACCGAAUCGCCAAAGUCACAAUGUAUUGCUGUUGUGAUUUCAUUAUGAGAUUGGAUACCUGUAUUCGUUGUGUUAUAAUCAAACUUAAUUAACACUAACUUAUUAAUUUAAAUUUCAAAAAA